This is a messenger RNA of Aspergillus calidoustus, 4041 nucleotides long. The record is from the annotation of a GenBank genome assembly. Lineage: Eukaryota; Fungi; Ascomycota; Eurotiomycetes; Eurotiales; Aspergillaceae.
AUGAGGUUCUCUGCGUUUUGGGCUGCUUGUGCCCUGUCUUUCGCUGCCCACGCAGUGGAAGACGUGGACUCGAGCAACACUUCAAUCCAGAGCACCACUCCUUCGCCUAUUCCUUUCUCUACCUCAUCCCCAUCUGCCCCCACCGUCCACGAUUCCCGCGGCAUUCCCAAUGCCCAUGUUCUUGUGGUUAUCUCCACCAGCAUUGCCACCAGUACUAUUACUCUCGAUAGCAAGGAGAAGGGUGAUUCCACCACCUGCCUCACCUACACCACUCUCAUUACCCACACCUACACCAGAACCAGAACGACUCAGACUGGUGACUCUAGCAUUAACACCGGCACUGCCACUGGCGAUUCUCCUCUCGUAACCUUGAGCGUCACGAGUGUUCCCAAUCUCACAACCUCCGGUGUUACUAUCGAUCCGGAUGGAAGUAACACUGAGGGAGCUGAUCCCAUUGCCGCCAGUCAUACUGGGACAAGUGACACUGGCAGCUUCAGUACCGGCGUUUCUACUGGCACCAACACUGAUGUCGCCAGCGCGAGCGAUACUAGCACUGCUGCUGCCGAAAUCACAAACCCUGGCUCGAGCAAUGGAAGUAGUACUACUGACGACGGCACUACUAAUACCAGUGUGACUGGCACUUCCAACAACCCCGGGACCGGUACUGUUACGGGGAAUGCUACUACUGAGACCGAGACGGAUGCUGCCACUCCCACGGAUCCUGGCGCAACAAACCCUGGAGCUGCCACCGGCGGCGAUACAUCUUUCCAGACUUCAUUUACCUCGAGCACGCCCGACCCUAGCACCACUACUGGGCUCAGCCAUCCUUCGUCCACCAAGCCUCUGACCCACUCGACAGCUAUCUCUAGCCCGACUACGACGAGCGAUGACAGCAAUGGCACAUCUUCCAAGCCUCCUUCCGCCUCGACCUUCAGCACACCUGAAAGUGUUACUAGCACUGUCGAGGCCGGUCAACCUUCGUCUAGCGAGACUUUGCCUAGUUCAUCGGUCAUCAGCACGGCUACAACAGAUGAGGACGGUACUACUCAGGUUGUCACAGCCACUCCAGACCUGAUCACUACGUCUACCGCCGCGGCUCUGGUCACGACAUCAAUUAAUGAAGAAGGCGAUCCAAUCCUCGUUCCCAUUAUUAUCCCGACGACCACGGGGCAAUCCAUGCCUAAUGUGAUCAGCACAACUACGACUACAACCGAGGCAGACGGCAAUAGCAUGACUGCUCCUCUUGUUAUCUCAACCACCAUAAUACAUACUGUUUCUGAUGAGAUCACUACGACUGAGGAAGCUGGCGGUAUUGUACCUGUUCCUGGCCUGAUUACUACGACUGAUGGAAGUGGAGGUAUCAUAACUGCCCCCAACGGUGUUACUUUAACCAAAACCGGCACUGCUCCUCACGGUAUUGUGACUGCUACGACUGAUGAAGCCGGCGGUACCCUGCCUAUGUCUGGCUUUAUUACUACGACUGAUUUAGAUGGAGGUAUCGUGACCACCCCUCAGGGUGUCGCAAUGACUACAACUGAUGCCAAUGGUAUUGUUGGAACUGUCUAUCCUAGCGCCACGACGACCGACCACCCCAUCGCGAUUGCGCCUCUCCCAGGCUACUUGAUCACUUCCAGCAUGUCUUCCAUCUCCUCCGAAUUUCGAAAACUUCUCCCCCUCUUCACUUCCUGGGAAAAGGAUCCGAGCCCUCCCCUCCAGACCCAUAUCAUCAAUGGGAUCAAUGGGAUCAAAGGCAUUGAUGGAAUCAAUAUCGAUAUCAAAGACCUUUUCCCCAAGUUGGGCAAAAGCUCUGCUCCGGGAUGCUCCUCAAAGAGGAAGCGAGGACUAUUCGAUGGCUUAUUGGACUUGGCCGGUGAUGCAAUCGAUACAUUCGCCAAUGCUCUAAGCUGUAUUACGGACAACUUGAAGCGCCUAAAGACAGAGCUCGAAGGGAAGAACAUCAAGGGUGUCAAAGGUAUCUUGGACAACUUGAUUUCGCCAGAUCCAAGCCCAAAUACCCCGGAUGACAACCUGCCUGACGAUGAUCCCAGCUCAUCUACUUCAUCCACUUCAACAACUUCGUCCUCAUCUUCGUCAACCUGCACUUCGGACAAAACGGCAUACCAAGUCACGGUUCUCUGCCAACCGACUCCGAUCACUUUGGAUGGCUCAAUAGUCUCAACCACUACUUGCUCUCCAACAACGACCAUCACGACUAGUGGCUGCUCGGUCGCUGAUACUACUACCACCAUUACCGAAACUCCAACCUCGACCCCGAAUAGAGACAAAGGGUGCGCGGCCGACUCAUGCGGCAAGAUGUGCUCUGCCGGAGGUAUUAGUGGAGGCUGGAUAACACUUGGGCCGAUCAACUGUGCACGUCUUUCAACUAGUACAGUCGCCGCGCUGCCAACCGCAAGUCAGGGUGCCAUCUCGUUUGCCUCAAAUCGCUCCCAAAAGGAAUUCAUUCUCGUGAAACCUGUUGGCGACCCCCCGGCUGAGGAUCCUCUCGCCGGACCUCCGACUGAGAAACCCCUUCCCGAUCUUGACCCCGGCAGCGAUCUGUUGAACGAGUACCUGACUGACAUCUCCCAGCGCAUGGCUCGCGAGACACAGUGGCUGCUCUAUAUGCGUGUAGAUGUGAGGGGAAAGUGGUAUCCAUUCACAGAACAAAGGACAGCUGCUGGCGUGGGCCCCUUGUACGGAUGUACAUCGGUGUUCAUUUUCUCGAGGAUGGGCGCCUACCUCGCGCACAUAUAUGAGAAUCCAGUCUUCAUAAUGGACGACGAGGAGGGCUUUUUCGAGACACCCGAUUUUCACUUCCAAAAAUGGUCAUUCAACGCUCUUGCUCACGGCGGAUCCGAAUUCCCUGGAGUUGAGCCAAUCCAAGCCUUGGUCGGGACAGAUGAGAACCCCGGGCCUCUGCACUACUCACUCGAGCCCAGGGUCUUUGUAGUCACGCCGUUCGAGGAGGGUCUCAAGGAGGGUAACUUGGAGUACGAAGAUCGCGCAGUAUGGCUAACAGACCAGUUUCGUGACUUUCUCUAUCCCCAUGGGUGCGCGGACCAAAACCAACCCUUGCUAGCAGGAUAUGAACAGGUUGGAAAACAGGAAGCUCAGAAACUUGACAAUCCCGCAGGCAAGGCCAUUGUUGAAGCUACACCUAUACAGUUCUGGAUGGAGACAGGAAACCAGCAGCUUGCUGUUGGUCGUUGGCGACUCUGGGUUGGUGGGACGAAAUUUGCCCAGUACGAUUUCUGGGAUCCCAAGUCUGUGUCUACAAGAGAUACCGAUGGCAGUGCCACUACAAGUACCGGUGGUCAGGCCGUUGUUCGAGCACGACAACUUGGCGGUCCUCAAGGAGUAUGUCCGGUCUCUUUCUCGUCGACCAGCACAACACCUAGCACUUUUAUCACCACCACGAAGUCAUCCACCACUGAGUCGUUUACUACAACUACAACCACGACCAGAACCAGGCCCCAUGGUCCGGCAGGCCAACCACCCGGAUUCGCCCCUCCAACGGCAACAGUCACCAGACCCCAUGGUCCUGCAGGCCGACCCCCUGGUUUCACUCUCCCAACCGCUCCCCACGAACCACCGACUACAACAACAGCCGACCCUAACACGCCUCCCCAGCCAAUCCCCGCCACCCCGCUUCCCCCUAUCUUCUGUUACGAGGAAGAAAACGUCAAGCCAGCCCCCAUCGACGAAGUUGCCGUCCAACACCUUGCCGAUUUCUGCUCCCGCGGGCUAAAGGGCGACGAGCUCAACUUAGGGCCCGGCUCGAAACCUGUAAAAAUCAAUGCCGCUUCACCUAAGGGCUUCCCGUUCUACUACGUCGACAUCUCGUACGUUGGUAGUUGCUCGGACGGGACAGCACCGCGUCAGAAUCCACAGUUUCCCAUGGUCGGGUAUACCUGUGCUUCGAUUGUCACGGAGAUCUUCAAGCUCACGACUUGUGAUACGAAGAAUGGGUACGGUGGGGAGAUCAUCAUGGGAUGUUUAAAGUAUGCGGCAAGGAGUUUUGGUGGAGGCAAGGAGACUUGA